CGCGUCUGUUGUCAUCCCAAGAUGGAGUUUCUGCUGGGGAAUCCCUUCAGCACCCCGGUGGGGCAGAGCCUCGAAAAGGCCACAGAUGGCUCCCUGCAGAGCGAAGACUGGACGCUGAACAUGGAAAUCUGCGAUAUCAUCAAUGAAACAGAAGAAGGGUAACCCAAGGAUGCCAUCCGAGCGCUCAAGAAGAGGCUGAAUGGGAACAAGAACUACAGAGAAGUGAUGCUGGCUCUAACGGUACUGGAAACUUGCGUGAAGAACUGUGGCCAUCGCUUUCACGUCCUGGUAGCCAACCGUGACUUCAUAGACGGGGUCCUGGUGAAACUCAUCUCUCCUAAGAACAACCCUCCCACCAUCGUUCAGGAUAAAGUCCUUGCCCUAAUUCAGGCCUGGGCCGAUGCCUUUCGGAGCAGCCCAGACUUAACCGGAGUGGUGCAUAUUUACGAAGAACUCAAAAGGAAAGGAGUGGAAUUUCCGAUGGCUGACCUCGACGCUCUGUCUCCGAUACACACCCCUCAGAGAAGCGUCCCCGAAGUCGACCCAGCAGCCGUCAUGCACAAGUCCCAAUCUCAGCCCAGGGUGAGCGCCAGCCCCUACCCGUCGCCUCCCCCGACAGCCUACCCGGCCCCGCAGGCUCCGCCUCUGAACAUGAGCGGCCCCAUCACUGCAAAUACCGAACAGGUUGCACGGCUGCGCAACGAACUGGACGUUGUUCGCGGGAACACCAAAGUGAUGUCGGAGAUGCUCACGGAAAUGGUGCCCGGCCAGGAAGACCCUUCAGACCUUGAGUUACUGCAGGAGCUGAACCGGACGUGUCGAGCCAUGCAGCAAAGGAUCGUGGAACUCAUCUCCCGGGUGUCCAACGAAGAAGUCACGGAAGAGCUCCUGCACGUGAACGACGACCUGAACAACGUCUUCCUCCGAUACGAAAGGUUUGAGCGGUACCGGUUGGGCCGGUCGACGCAGAACGCCAGCAACGGGGUUCUCAACGAAGUGACCGAGGACAACUUGAUAGACCUGGGACCUGGCUCCCCAGCUGUGGUCAGCCCCAUGGUUGGAAACAACGCUCCUCCGGCAGCUACCUUGUCUACCCAGCUCGCUGGGCUAGAUCUGGGCGCCAACAACGUGAGCGGGACGCUCGGCUCCCUCCAGCCCUCCGCCAACCCCCGCGACGACUUCGACAUGUUCGCGCAGACGCGAGGCGGUUCGUUGGCCGAGCAGCGCAAGAACACGACCUACGACGACUCGCAGGCCGUUCGAGAGGUGGCAUCCGCUCUGGGGAGCCGGAAACAGACCGCGGGAGGGAGCAGGCUAAUGGCUGCUUACAAGAGAGGUAAAGUUGGCAGUUCAGACUUGGAACCCAUAGACAGAUGGCUAAUAACCCAAGGAAUGAUUCCAGUUGCGCAGGCCUCUGUCAUGGAUGACAUAGAGGAAUGGCUCAGUACAGAUGUGAAAGGAGAUGAACUGGAAGAAGGCGUGACGAGUGAAGAGUUCGACAAAUUUCUAGAAGAACGCGCCAAAGCCGCCGAAAGGAUCCCCAGCUUGCCCUCGCUGCCGCCGGAGGAGCCCACGCUGCCGCCAGCGAACCCCCCCAGCAAAAAGAAGCCGGAGCGCAUGGAAGACGCCCUCUUCGCCCUGUGACGCUCCUCUUCCUCCUGGCUGUCCAAGGAAAGAACUACAGCCGGGGCCGUCUAGCUCUCCUUGCGAUACCCGGCUAGCAGCGACGAGCUCCCCCUGCCAUCCCGGGCUCCGUAGACAGCCCCUAGCACCUCUCCGAAACGAUCCAGCCCAAAUAAGCUAACUUUUAAAGAGUAUUUAAGCCCCUGUCUUGUCAUACCCGUGGUCAUCCUCUUGAGCUCGCUUCAUCCCCUCUGCCCCACCCCAGGUCGUAAGUGCCGAGAGCCGUCCUUUCCGAAACGAUGCAUGAGCA
Molecule: messenger RNA, 1933 nt
Organism: Heteronotia binoei (common prickly gecko)
Lineage: Eukaryota; Metazoa; Chordata; Lepidosauria; Squamata; Gekkonidae
Gene: TOM1L2
Product: target of myb1 like 2 membrane trafficking protein
Biological process (GO): signal transduction
Cellular component (GO): membrane; endosome
Molecular function (GO): clathrin binding; ubiquitin binding; phosphatidylinositol binding
Source: RefSeq, a predicted model, not a curated record